Messenger RNA from Aspergillus pseudotamarii, 337 nucleotides. RefSeq lists its product as uncharacterized. Bases 60 to 221 code for a protein of 53 amino acids. The transcript has a single exon. The record is from RefSeq and is a predicted model, not a curated record. NCBI's taxonomy places the organism in Eukaryota, Fungi, Ascomycota, Eurotiomycetes, Eurotiales, Aspergillaceae.
CAUGUAUUCUCUGGCUGGCCUUUUGUUUAUCAACUAUCUUCCCAAUUAAUCUGCAAGCGAUGCGUACGGAGCUGCGAAAAUUGACGUUUACCUCCUUUCUUCCCGUUGAGGUACAUUCUUCACAAUGCCAGAAAAGCUCCCAGACUAUGAUUUGGCAUUAUAAGCAAAGAAUUCCAAUAGUUUACAAGACCAAAGAGAAGGUUGCAGCAAGACUCAAAUGAUUGCAUUUUUCAAUGAGUGUUCUCGCUAAAAGAAAGACAUCCUAUGAUAUAAUUCAAGGGCCAGAACGCUCCUACCGGCUUCAGUAUCAAAACGCACAACCAACGUCUAGUCUCCA